Betta splendens (Siamese fighting fish) is the source of this 1359-nucleotide messenger RNA. It is a transcript of the gene mrpl55, whose product is annotated as mitochondrial ribosomal protein L55. NCBI's taxonomy places the organism in Eukaryota, Metazoa, Chordata, Actinopteri, Anabantiformes, Osphronemidae. Gene Ontology annotation, molecular function: structural constituent of ribosome. The coding region runs from base 176 to 625 and encodes 149 amino acids. The transcript has 3 exons. Gene Ontology annotation, cellular component: mitochondrial large ribosomal subunit. Gene Ontology annotation, biological process: translation. The record is from RefSeq and is a predicted model, not a curated record.
CUGGAUGCUUAUUCGCCCUAACGGGGAUUCGACACGACACCGGAACCAUACGCGUGACCGGUUUCAGGAGGACUUUACUGUGUGGACACCGAUGUUUAACCUUCUUAAUACGCGCUUCCUGUGUGGGUGAGUGUAGCGCCUUAUCAAACUUAGAAGAUUGCCCGCGACAGUUUUUAUGAUUCUCGUUGUAAUGGCGAAGAUAUGGUCACUUGGAUUUUCUGCUCGUCUGCUAACACGGUGUGUUUGCCCUGUGCUGUCUCAGACAGGUUUUCGGUCAGUGUUACCGCUUCGCGCACAUAUCUCGAGCGCCAGCAAUGCCACACUACUCCAACCUCAAUAUGCCCAGCUCAACUCUAAUAGGACAUCAGUGGUGCGCUGUGGCCGGGAGCGAUAUGAGAGAUUGUAUCCAGUGAUGUUACUCCGGCCUGAUGGAUCUACAGUCAAUCUCAGAUACAAAGAACCAAGGCGUAUCCUUAUGAUGCCAGUUAGUGUCUCUACACUGUCUGAAGAGGAGCGUAGGGCUCGGCAGAAAAAGAGAGAAGUAAAGAAGACAAGAGGAGAAACAGCAGUCCAGUAUGAAGAUGACUUCAGAGCAGAAAAAUACAGCCACUUCUGGAAUAAGUGAAGCACUAAAAACAUCAGUAUAAAUCGAACUUGUACAAGCUUUCUUAAUCUAUAGACAAUAUUCUUUUACCUAGAACAAGCAAUCCCUUUCUAAAAUUAAGUAUUUGAAACUAACAAUACUAAAGUAAUCAUUUGAUUGAUUGAUCUGUGUUAUUCAGUUUAAUUUUUAUAAAACACACAGGUCAAAAGUUUUCUAUAAAUAAAGAUAAUGUAAACACAAUAGACAGAGAGGUUAUUUGCAGAAAGAGUUAAUUGUGCAAAUGCAAACCCCUCCCUCAUAGAGGUGGUCACCUCAGACACAGCCCUUCCUCCUAUGUAUUAUGCUUCUUUUUUAUUGACCCUUAGAAAGCUAUUUCCGGCGUUCCUAUGAAGGACAUACUUCACGACCCUGUGAUCAUGGUAAAAUUGUUUAAAACAUGUGACUUAAAUUCUCUCUUCCUAUGUUAAGAAUAAAAUGAGCCUGGAGGGUGAAGACUGAAGAAGCUAGUUGCAUGAGUAGUGAAACAUUUAGCCCUUGCGCUAAUAUUGUUUAUUCCUAUAUUUGUUUUCUGAAAACAAUGUUAUCUGUACCCUAAGCUCAUUGACUGAUCUAGCCCAAAAAAACAUUUUACUGAAUGAAAGGGAGGUCAUUAGCUUGAGAGAACAGAAAUAAGUGAUAGUGAGAUAAAAGGAAAUUUGUGAAGGAAUUAAAUUGGGGAGCUCAUAUGGUGCCAGAAUAAAAGACUGAUUGCUUGA